Chelonia mydas (Green sea turtle) is the source of this 676-nucleotide messenger RNA. RefSeq names its product protein maestro-like. The transcript is spliced from 5 exons. The coding region runs from base 251 to 676 and encodes 141 amino acids. Lineage: Eukaryota; Metazoa; Chordata; Testudines; Cheloniidae. Gene Ontology annotation, cellular component: cytoplasm. The record is from RefSeq and is a predicted model, not a curated record.
UUCUAUCAAAGCAUUAGAGUCUGUGCUUUUCAAGGGUGGGAAUGAGAGACUGGUGAGAGCGCUCAGGAAGCAGAGGACUUGGAUUCUUCUGGAAAACCCCAAGACUCACCAUGAGGGAGUGUGUCUGCUGGUGAGUCUUCUGCUAAGAUCUGGACUCAUAACACCUGAGAUCAUACAGAGCCUCCUCCCCUGGGUGAAUUCCCCCUCAGAAAACCACCGAGUCACCAGCACAGCUUUCCUUGCCCAGCUAAUGAGUGAUCCCAUGCUCAGGGAGAAGAAGUUCCUUAAGCCUGUCUUACACAUCUUGGAAGAAAGGUCACAUGAUAGGAACAGCAUUGUCCGUCAGAUGGCUGUAAGAGGCCUGGGAAAUUUAGUCUAUGGGGCGCCUGAGAAGGUGAAAAAGCACAAGAAGUUUCUUAUGGUCAUACUGAUCAGGGCCUUAAGUGACCCUUUCAGUUCUGAAGUCAUUGGCGAGAGCAUGAAAGCAGUGGCCAAAGUCCUGAAGGAGCUGAAAGAGAAGGACAGAGGUUCUUCCUUCAGAGACCUCACCCAACAGAUCCGGACCUACUUUGACAACAAUUACUAUUCUCAACCAAGCUCUAUUGAAAGCCUUGGACCCGGGCAGUCUGCUCUCAACUAUCCCAGUGCUGGGAACCCAGGAAACUGUGGGAGCUAG